GCCAGGCGCUCGCUUGGCGCGGCCAAGCGGUCGCUAACACACAAACAUGUAAUUCGAAAUUCAAAAGUGUUCGAUACAUCGACAUCGAUACGUUGGACAGUGCAACACUAUCGUUAACUAGUGAUGUGAAUCGAUUAUUUUAUUUCUGAAUUUUUUAUAAGUGCGACAGUCGCGUGUGUGGCAAACUGCGGUCUUAUUUUUUACACAGGUUGUGGUGAUGUGUGAGCGAUGUGGUGGCCGGCAGUUCUGAGCCGCUGGCAGGAGGAAGAGGCGGCCAUGCUGCGCCGCGGACAUAGCCGCGCGCCGGCAACCUAGCUGCCCGCAUCCUGUAUAUGAACCACAGGAGAUAUCACAAAGAUGAAUCUCCUGAACAUGGACGCGGAAAACCGCGUAGUGCUGAAUGUGGGCGGCAUUCGCCAUGAGACGUACAAGGCGACGCUGAAGAAGAUCCCCGCGACGCGUCUCUCCCGGCUCACCGAGGCGCUUGCCAACUACGACCCGUGCUGGAUGACUUACACUCAGCACCGAGAUACCCAGGAGACUUUAGCCGUCUUAGACCGUCUGGAUCUCGACACUGAGAAGCCGUCGGAUGAGGAGGUGGCGCGUAAAUUCGGAUUUGAGGAGGACUACUACAACGGCACCGUCUCCUGGUGGCAGCAGAUCAAACCGCAGAUGUGGUCUUUGUUUGAUGAGCCUUACAGCUCGAAUGCAGCAAAGAUAAUCGGUGUGAUUUCAGUGUUUUUUAUAUGCGUGUCGAUUCUAUCGUUCUGUUUGAAGACACAUCCGGAUAUGAGAGUGCCCGUUAUUAGGAACUAUACAGUGACGACGGCCAACCAAACACAAAGCUGGGCGCUGGACAAAGUGCAAACGAACGCCCAUAUAGCUUUUUUCUACAUUGAGUGUGUGUGUAAUGCGUGGUUUACACUAGAAAUCCUUGUCAGAUUCAUAUCCUCUCCUAAUAAAUGCGAAUUUGUCAAAUCCUCCGUCAAUAUCAUCGACUACAUCGCAACCAUGAGCUUCUACAUUGACCUGAUCCUCCAAAAGUACGCUUCUCACGUCGAGAAUGCUGACAUUCUAGAGUUCUUCUCUAUCAUAAGAAUAAUGAGACUUUUUAAAUUGACCAGACAUUCGUCCGGUCUCAAAAUAUUAAUACAAACAUUUAGGGCGUCCGCCAAGGAAUUGACUCUUCUAGUCUUUUUCUUAGUUCUCGGUAUAGUUAUAUUUGCAAGUUUAGUAUAUUACGCGGAACGUAUACAAACGAAUCCCCACAAUGACUUCAACAGUAUACCACUAGGAUUGUGGUGGGCGCUGGUAACCAUGACGACGGUAGGCUACGGAGACAUGGCGCCCAAAACAUAUGUCGGCAUGUUCGUCGGUGCUCUUUGUGCUCUGGCUGGUGUGCUGACGAUAGCUCUACCGGUGCCAGUUAUUGUAUCCAACUUUGCCAUGUAUUACUCACAUACACAAGCGCGGGCCAAACUGCCUAAGAAGAGGCGUAGAGUGAUCAACGUUGAACCGGCCAGGCCGCCUCUUAGAGCCCCAGGUGUACCCGGUGCUCCCGCUGGCCCGAUGGCCCCUGGCAUGGGUCCUCAGGCCGUCAAUAGAAGAAUGAAUGCCAUAAAAACUAAUCACCCCAAAGAUAUGAUUGGACCUAACAUGGUCGCAAGCCUAAUGCCAACAAUGGAUCUGUCGGUUGCGGCGCGUCUCACACCAAGUCCCCGCGACCUCAGUCCUGCCCUGGCUAUCGCUAUACCGAUGAUGAAAUCAGUUAACAUCGUACCAACACAAUGCUUCGAUAAUAUGGCCUUUCAUAAUGAAAAAACUGAUGACCAAGAAAACACAGAUAGCAAAACGAGCAGACAAGAAUCAACUGAAAGCAACAGUACUGUAAAAGCAAAGAAUUAUAAAAAGGAACUCUUCAGAGAAAAUGCUGUUGAUAAAAUAGAUGCUAGAACACCUCUUUUGAGAGAUCAUAAAAUCGAAUCACUGGACGAAACGAAACUGAGGGACAAUAAAGUUGAAAAAAGAAAAUCAUCCGCAUCAACAUAACGUAUAGAAGUUUAUAACAAUGUAUGCGAUCGCUUUUUUUCCAAAAGAGACCAAAUAUUUUAAUAAAUAUCGAUAUUUAAUGCUAAGAAUUAUUUGUAUCGAUUGAAAAGCACCGCAACAUUUUUCAAAUGUUUAUUAAUAUUUUUAAUAGUUAAGUUAAUAAAAAUAUUUGAUAUCAACGUAAAUUAAGAUUCAUAUUUCCUAUAUUAAUAUUGAUUAUAAUUUUUCAACGAUGCAUUUCUUAUUUUGUUGCUAGUUUAACCACAAACGUCAAACAAAUCUGAAUAAAUAACAAAUAAUAUUGGUUAAGGUGCCGCAUCUCCGAAAAUUCCCGAAUUAUGACAUCAUAUAAAAUUAGACACAUCUUUGAAUAGUAAAUCGUGCUUCAAAUGUUUAAAAUAAAACAUAAUAUGG
Molecule: messenger RNA, 2463 nt
Organism: Papilio xuthus (Asian swallowtail)
Lineage: Eukaryota; Metazoa; Arthropoda; Insecta; Lepidoptera; Papilionidae
Gene: Shaw
Product: Shaker cognate w
Exons: 9
Coding region: 358-2049 (563 amino acids)
Biological process (GO): protein homooligomerization; potassium ion transmembrane transport; action potential
Cellular component (GO): voltage-gated potassium channel complex; axon terminus; dendrite membrane
Molecular function (GO): delayed rectifier potassium channel activity
Source: RefSeq, a predicted model, not a curated record